Molecule: messenger RNA, 231 nt
Organism: Penicillium chermesinum
Lineage: Eukaryota; Fungi; Ascomycota; Eurotiomycetes; Eurotiales; Aspergillaceae
Product: Six-hairpin glycosidase
Exons: 1
Coding region: 1-231 (76 amino acids)
Biological process (GO): carbohydrate metabolic process
Source: RefSeq, a predicted model, not a curated record
AUGCCCAACCUCAAUUUCCUUGCCCUGGCACUGCUGGUGCCCGGUGUCUUUUCAAAGCCAUUGCACCCUGUUCGGCGCCAGUCUGGCCUUGAUGGAUUUGUGCAGGCCGAGUCGUCUAUUGCGCGUCAAGGCGUCCUGAAUAACAUCGGAGCGAACGGCAGCGCGGUUCAAGGGGCAGCGGCUGGCGUGGUCGUCGCUUCCCCAUUCAAGGUCAAUCCAGACUGUCAGUAA